GACAGUAGCGAUGAAAUGGAUGCUAAGGAAAGCACCAACGAGAGAACUGCCUCUAGAAAAAAGAAAAGCAAGAGGCACAAAGAAAACCCUGAUGAGGCUGUUGGAGAGGAUUAUCCCAUUGACAUCUGGCUGUUGCUGGCCUCCUACAUACGUCCAGAAGAUACAGUGAAGUUUUCUCUGAUUUGCAAAAAAGCCUGGACUGUCAUUUGCACUGCUGCCUUUUGGACCAGACUCUACAGAAGGCACUACACUCUGGAUGCGUACCUGCCUCUCCAUUUACGGCCAGAAUCUAUGGAAAGGCUGCACUGCCUCCGUGCGUGUGUCAUCUGUUCGUUAUACCACAUGUAUAAACCUUUUGCUUCUCGUGUCUCCAGGAAUCCGGCUGUUCCAGAGACUACCCCCAGCACUUUAAAGAAUUCCAACUGUUUGCUUUUCUGGUGCAGAAAGAUUGAAGGGAACAGACGAGAACCUAUGUGGGAAUUUAACUUCAAAUUCAAAAAACAGCCUCCCAGAUUGAAGAGUAACUGUUGCAAAGGUCUUCAGCCACCUGUUCAGUAUGAGGAUGUUCACACAAAUCCUGAUCAGGACUGCUGUCUGCUGCAAAUCACCACCCUCAACUUCAUCUUCCUGCCGGUAGUCAUGGGUAUGAUAUUUACCUUGUUCACAAUAAACGUGAGCACUGACAUGAGACAUCACAGAGUGAGGUUGGUGUUCCAGGAUUCUCCUGUCCGGAACGGCAAGAAGCCCCGACUUGACCAAGGAGUACAAGUUAUCCUGGACCCUGUGCACAGUAUACGUCUCUUGGAUUGGUGGCACCCGCAGUACCCCUUUUCUCUGAAAGCUUAG
Messenger RNA from Emys orbicularis (European pond turtle), 846 nucleotides. Its product is annotated as putative transmembrane protein 183BP. Gene Ontology annotation, molecular function: protein binding. NCBI's taxonomy places the organism in Eukaryota, Metazoa, Chordata, Testudines, Emydidae. Gene Ontology annotation, biological process: regulation of protein stability. The transcript has 6 exons. Bases 16 to 846 code for a protein of 276 amino acids. The record is from RefSeq and is a predicted model, not a curated record. Gene Ontology annotation, cellular component: SCF ubiquitin ligase complex.